AACAUUUGGUAGCUUCAUUUCUUGUGGGUGUGAGCUGCGAACGGCAUCUGAAUUUUAACAAACAGGAACCGAAUUGUUUUCAAAUAGCUAGCUGUAUUUUCGACAUUGUUUGUUUGCUAAUAUCUGUUUCAUUUUGAUCAAAUUUGUCGUCCGUUAACACGUUAAUUAAAGACUCAAAACGAGAAUUGAUGGUUUUUGCUCUCCGUUCCUGCUGGAUUUGACCUGCUUAGCUACUGAAGUCCUGAUCAGGAUUCGCGGUCUGUCAAUGAGGAACUACAGGCUCAUCUUUUGCCAUAACCUGAAGCAGCCAUAGAUGACCAUUCGAUUCACUGCUAGUGAGUGGUGCUGAAGAUAAGGUGAACUACUGGGUGUUGUAAGUGCUGAACGACCUUCGGAAGCAGCUCGGCUGUGGAAGCGAUGAGGAAGAGCCUCUCUCCUUCCCCCAGCAACUCCCUGACACCAGCCAGGGUUUUUGGGGUUCCCCUAGAUGAGGUGCAGCAGAGCGGCCAGCCAGGCCAGGAGGUCCCCCUACUGGUCAAGCACAUCGUAGAGUACGUCGAAGAGCAUGGGCGUCUGGAUCUGGAGGGGCUGUUCCUGGUCAACGGUAAUGCGGAGCGGGUGGAGUGGCUACGGCAGCGCUAUGACUCUGGGGAGGAGGUGGACCUGGAGAAAGAGGCUGACCUGGCCUCGGCCGUCAGCCUGCUCCGUCUCUUCCUGCAGGAGCUCCCAGAACCCAUCAUCCCUGCAGGCAUGCAGGCCCACAUCCUGCAGCUCUACCAAGACUACAGCAGUGAGGAGGAGCUCGCCCGCAACAUGAAGUACUUCCUCCAGCAGCUGCCUCAGGUCAACUACAGCCUGCUGCGCUUCCUGUGCCGCUUCCUGUCCAGCGUGGCCUCGCUCCAGGAGGAGAGCUGGAGCGUUGGAGCCCUCGCCGCCGUCUUCGGACCCGACGUCUUCCAUUUAGACACAGAUGUAGAGGACCUGAAGGAGCAGGAGUCAGUGAGCCGCAUCCUGGCGGAGCUGCUGGAGAAUCAGGAGGAGUUCUUUGACUCAGAGGACGAUGACGUUUCUACCACCAACGACUACAGUUCCAUCAACGAACAGAUCACAGAACUCCUGGACGAUGACAAAUUAGAGGCGUUUGAGGAGCUGCCCCAAGAUGGCGAGGAUGGCCCCCCUUCCGCCUCUGAAUCCCCCCAACACAGUAACACCCAGGUCACCCCCUCUUCAAGGGCGGGCCCCAGUGAGAGGCCAGGGCCGGGGCCAUACGAGGGCCUGUGUGAGAGUGAAGAGGGCCCCACAAGCAGUCCCCUGUCAGCCCCAGAGACAGAGCGCAGCCCUGAGGCCCAACAGGAUUGUGACUCCCAUAACGGUGCCCUGGAGGAGAGUUCUGGAUUGAACCUGGACCACGCCGAGGCUCUCGUAGACACAGAGAACAAUAUCAACACGGCCAGGCAAGAAAACCAAGCCUGUGAGAAGAUGGACCAGGCUGAUCUCAUCGCCUGUGUCUCUGUGUGUGAGUGUGACCAGAAUGCCAACACAGACGCCAGCUGCCCCAGCGCCCAGCACCUCCACAGCCAGUGGGAAGCACCAUCCCCAAACCAUCUCCCCCUCAUAGACUUCACAUGUAUGCACCUGCAGGGGAGAGGUCAUGACCCCGUGCCAGCCUUCAAGUCAUGGCAGGAUGAGAGUGACUCUGGUGAGGCCCAGCUGUCCCCCCUGGCCGGGCGCAUGGUGCCCCUGCCCCACGAGGAGGACUCCCAUCCCCUCAUGGCCCGUCGCUUCCUGGACUUUGGCCACAGCCAACACUUCCUGCAGCACCCCGACGCAACCUCGCCUACUAAAGCCCACCAGGCCCUGGGGAGGCCUCACCGUGCCUCCUUCACUUCCAAAGAGAGUGCUGUGAGGAACGACUCAGUCCCCCACCAGCUCACCAAAAAGCUUCAGAACCUCAAGAAGAAGAUCAAACAAUUUGAGGAACAGUUUGAGAAAGAGAGGAACUACAAGCCGUCCCAUGGUGAUAGUGCAGCUAACCCAAAGGUCCUCAAGUGGAUGACCGACCUCACCAAAAUCCGCAAACAGUUAAAAGGAAGACAGCAUCUCUUUCUCAAAGGGUCCCUGAGGCACCAGGCGGUGCUUCAGUCAUACAGACGCCACCAAACCUCCUCCACCUCCGCCCCGAACACACCCCAUUUUACACUUGCACGUCCCCUCACUGCCUCUAAACAGACACCCUACCUAUAUGCCAAACACAAGGAGGCUGAGCUGACCCCUCAGACGCGGCCACGCAGCAACACCUUGCCCAAGAGCUUUGGUUCCACCCUGGACCAGGCAGGCCACGAUGUUGGUGGAGAGGCCAAGGGCCACCAACCCACCAGAGAGGAGACCCUGAACCUCAUCCAGAGCCGCGUCAAAGGCAAGAGAGAGGACGACGGCUGGCCAGAGGACACCAAGAAAAUGACCAAGGAGCAGCUGUCGUGUGAGAAGACGGUCCUACAGAAGAACCUCCUGCACUAUGAGGGACUCCAUGGUCGACCUGUGACCAGAGAGGAGAGGCUGGUGGUCAAACCGCUGUACGACCGCUACCGUCUGGUCAAGCAGAUGCUCACCCGCGCCAGCAUCACCCCCAUCAUCGCUUCCCCCUCCAGCAAGCGACGCAACCACACCCUGCAACCCAUCAUCGAGGGAGAGACUGCCCACUUCUGUGACGAGAUCAAAGAGGAGGAGGAGGGUGAAGUGGAGGAAGAGGAGGCCACAUCCAAGGAGGAGGAAGAGAGCAGUGUGGAGCUCCAGAGCUUGGGGUCAGAGGUGAUCAUGGCUCUAGACCCAGUGUUCCAGCCCCAGACCAGCUCCCAGAGACACAGAGACAGCCUGCUCAUGCCCAAGAUGGAGGAAACUUCCGGGAAACUGGCCCUGGACCUGCGCCUGUCCAGCGCCAAUGCCUCGUCAAUGCCUGAGCUCCUGGAGCAGCUGUGGAAGGCCCGGGCUGAAAAGAAGAAGCUAAGGAACACCAUCCGGCAGUUUGAGGAUGAGUUCUACCAGCAGAACGGCAGGAACGUCCAGAAGGAGGACAGGCUACCCAUGAUGGACGAGUACAAAGAGUAUAAACGGCUCAAAGCCAAACUGCGCCUGCUGGAGGUGCUCAUCAGCAAGCAGGAUUCCUCGAAGUCUAUCUAGAGCGAGAAGACGGAGGGAGGCCACCCUGCUUCCCUCCAUCCACCUGACUGAAGGUCCCCCAUCUCACCACGGACUGACAUGUCACCCCUCCAUUAUCAACCAUCCUCCUACCUGCACCCGAGAGACGGCACAGCAUCCACCGUAUCUCACUACUGUCUCCCCAAAACCACCCAUCAGAUUCUGCCAUCCCCAGCUAAUGUUCAGUGUAGGCUCCUUUCUAAGGACUCUGAUGAAGAGACCUCUUCAUCCCACCAGUCAAGACUCUACACACCCUUUUGAUUUCUUUCUACCUGUUUCAUUCAGAGGAAUUCCCUCUUCCUCUUUAGAGUUUAGUGUUUGUUUAAACUUAAGUUUUUUCAUUAACUUCAUGUAUGUUAGUUUCUCAUACUGAGAAAUCCUAUUUAACAGGAGCGUGUAGUGUGUUGUAGUCGCCUGGCCACAAAAUUAACUCUCCCUCCCCCAGAGCAAGGACACUGCUCAUUCUAUUUCCGAUAUUGAUUCAGUUAACCAACUCCACUGUCAUCAUUCAACACUAGGAUGUUUUUUGUGUCGUCUUGAGUGAGAUCUUUUUGGAAAAAGUAAUUAAUGUAUGUUUUCUUGUACAUAAAUAUUUACACGUG
Molecule: messenger RNA, 3797 nt
Organism: Oncorhynchus nerka (sockeye salmon)
Lineage: Eukaryota; Metazoa; Chordata; Actinopteri; Salmoniformes; Salmonidae
Product: protein FAM13B-like
Exons: 20
Coding region: 418-3177 (919 amino acids)
Biological process (GO): signal transduction
Source: RefSeq, a predicted model, not a curated record